Euleptes europaea (tarantolino) is the source of this 1248-nucleotide messenger RNA. Its product is annotated as photoreceptor outer segment membrane glycoprotein 2-like. The record is from RefSeq and is a predicted model, not a curated record. Gene Ontology annotation, cellular component: membrane. NCBI's taxonomy places the organism in Eukaryota, Metazoa, Chordata, Lepidosauria, Squamata, Sphaerodactylidae. Gene Ontology annotation, biological process: visual perception. The coding region runs from base 151 to 1248 and encodes 365 amino acids. The transcript has 4 exons.
CUCUACCUGGCCGUAUUUCAUCAUCAAAGUGCCAGCUUUGAGAAGAUGCUCCAAAACAGGCUUCUACUGUAUGCCUCUGGCAUCCUGGGCACCCUGUGGUAAGCUGAUAAGGAGAUUUUCCAGACCAACAUUUCUUUUCCUAAUGCUACCAUGACCAUGGCAGUCCUGAAAGUCAAAUUCACCAAAACAAAGAGAGACAAAUUGGCUCAAAUCCUGUGGAUCUUCAACUGGAUAUCGGUGGUGUUUGGUAUAGUUUUGUUCAGCCUGGGACUCUUCCUGAAGAUAGAAAUCCGGAAGCGUAGUGAACUGAUGGCCAAAGGAGACAUUACCGCUGCCCCUAACAUGCUUAUCUCUGUAGGGGUUAUAGCAUGUUUCAUCAAUUUCCUCGGAGGCAAAAUCUGUUAUGACUGUACUGACACUGACAAGUUUAAUCGAUGGAAGGUGGUUGUGCUCCCGUACAUUGUAUGCGCAUUCUGUUUCACCUUCUGCAUCUUGGGCGGGGCUAUUUUGUGUUACACUACGAGGAAUGAGCUGGAGGAAUCUCUGUACCUGGGACUGAGAGAUGCUAUUAGGUUCUACAAAGACACAGACAUCCCUGGACGGUGUUUUUUAAAGAAAAUUAUAGACACGUUACAAAUCAGAUUCCAGUGCUGUGGAAACAAUGGUUUUAGGGAUUGGUUUGAAGUUCAGUGGGUGUCAGUUCGUUAUCUGGAUAUGACUUCCAAGGAAGUUCUAGAUCGCCUGAACAAUAACAUCGAUGGGAAGUUCUUAGUGGACGGCGUGCCUUUCAGCUGCUGCAAUCUGAACUCCCCUCGGCCUUGUAUUCAAUACGAAAUCACCAACAACAGCGCUCACUACAACUACGAUUUUCUGACAGAAGAGCUCAAUAUUUGGAUGAAAGGCUGCAGGGAGGCCCUUCUGGACUAUUACACUGACAUCAUGAAAGUCAUUGCUGCCUCUAUUGUCCUCAUCUGGUUGUUUGAGGUGUCUGUGCUUACUGGGUUCCGUUACCUUCAAACUGCAAUGAGUAAUGUUGUGCUGCUAGGUGAUCCACAAAGUGAUUCAGAUGGCUGGUUACUUGAGAAUAGCUUUCUUGAAACUGCCAAAUAUAACAUCAACGUCAUUAAAAACCUGGGCAAAGCCAAUCAGAUAUCCAUGGUCUCAGGAAUGAGUGACUCCAACAUGGAUGUCCAAACUGCAAACCAUGGCCCACAAAACAUUCCAACAAAAUCCAUUCCAAAACCUUAA